Molecule: messenger RNA, 987 nt
Organism: Penicillium hordei
Lineage: Eukaryota; Fungi; Ascomycota; Eurotiomycetes; Eurotiales; Aspergillaceae
Exons: 1
Coding region: 1-987 (328 amino acids)
Source: RefSeq, a predicted model, not a curated record
AUGACAAACCUAUCGCAAUCUCCCGACGGGAUGCAUGGCUACCGUGACAAUAAUGUGGCAGUGCGGACAUUGAUGAUUGUUUUCACCUCCAUCGCAUUAUACAACGCUAUUGAAUUGUUAAUAUUGUUAUUUUUGACCUUUACUCAUUACCGAGGACUUUACUUUUGGACGCUUCUGCUCUCGGUAAUCCUCGGAGUAGUCCCUCACGCCGUUGGCUACCUGCUGGGAUUUUUUAUUCUAGCUCCAUUAUGGUUCUCUUUGAGUCUCUCCACUAUUGGCUUCUACGUCAUGGUCCCAGGCCAAUCGCUGGUCCUAUACUCUCGUCUUCAUUUGGUGGUCAAUAACAAUAAGGUGCUUCGAUUUGUUCUUUGGCUGAUUAUCAUCGACGCGAUCAUUCUCUUGAUCCCAACGACCGUUCUUACUUUCUCUGCCACGUACAUCGGAAAACCGUCCAUGAUUCGCGGAUAUAAUGUCAUGGAGCGAAUGCAAUUGGCCUGGUUCUGUGCCCAAGAGAUGGUCAUCUCGGGAAUUUACAUCGUCGAAACCGUGAAGCUGCUCAGAAUGAUGCCAGACAAGGACCGACGACGAUCCAGAAUUAUGUAUGAGUUGCUGACCAUCAAUUUUGUCAUCAUAUUGCUUGAUAUUUGUUUACUCCUUGUGGAGUACAUUGGACUUUACUCGCUGCAGACCACGUUGAAGGCCAUGGUCUACAGUAUCAAGUUGAAGCUCGAGUUCGGUGUGCUUGGAAAGCUAGUCGACCUUGUGCAAACUCAUCGAUCGCAACCCACUUCGUCCGAACACGAAGAAUAUCCUGGCUUCGUGGAUCCUUCCCAGAUUACAUCUGAUAUCACUCAUGCGGCCCCGCGGGAAUUGCAACCGGGGGGACGAAGAGGGUGGAAUACGUUAUCUAUGGAGAGUUUGCCCAGUUCUGAGCGCAGAAUUCGUCCAUCUACCCGGUCGACCGACGACAGCAUGCAUCCAUCUUGA